This is a messenger RNA of Amoebophrya sp. A25, 356 nucleotides long. NCBI's taxonomy places the organism in Eukaryota, Dinophyceae, Syndiniales, Amoebophryaceae. The record is from the annotation of a GenBank genome assembly.
ACUGCACGUAGUGACUAAAAUAUUCCAUCAAAAAUCAGUAUAAUGGCCUAUUUCGAGUACUUUCCGAUCCAUGGAACUCGAUACUCGUUGCCCUUCAUCUCUUGUAAUGAUGAGGUGUUUUGGUGUCAAACUUCUCCGAAGGCAACACCCUCUUCCGCAUGCAUGCCCUCGUCUACCUCGUCUAGCUCGUCUACCUCGUCUUCAAGCUCUUCAGCUAAUGGGGAGCAUAGUACCUCAGUAUCUCCGUCAACCAGUGCCACAAACUUCAUGACCUCGUCUUCGUGGCAGAGGUACAGACCUGCAACCUUGUUGGAGAGGUAUGUCUCGCAACCGGAAGGCAUGCAACGGAUUCGAGC